CUCAUUGCAAACAGUGCGACAUUUGAGAAAAAGACUGUGUUCUCACAGGAGAAAUAUAGGCUUAAGAAGCAAAAGAAAUAUGCUCCCAUUGUACUUCUGAGGCGCCCUUUCACUAGAAGUAUAUGUGAGGCGUACUUAAAGAAGUAUCCGACUAGGAUUGGAUUCUUGCGAAUGGAUACGUUAUCUCUUCUGCUUUCCAUGGCAAAUGUCUCUGCAAAUUCUGAUGUCCUCGUAGUGGAUAUGGUUGGAGGACUUCUUACUGGAGCUGUGGCAGAGCGUUUAGGAGGGACGGGCUAUGUCUGCAACACAUACAUUAGUGGCUCGCCUUAUCCUAUGGAUAUAGCGAGGAUAUUCAACUUUGGAGAUGAAAUUUGCAAGAGGAUUGUGAGGUCUCCUCUCACUGAUCUCUUCUCUGUGCAAAAUGGUCUGCAAAAACCAGUAAUUCAAGAUUCGGACUCUUGUAACAUGGAAAGUCAGUCAAAUGACCGAAUUUCUUCACCAGUCAGCAUGGAAGAAGUCUCUCUUGCAUCUGAAAAUGUGAUAUCGGAUCUUAUUCCUGAGUCUACCAGUUCUCCAGUAAUCAAGAUGUCCAAACCUGCAAAACUGGGAGAAAAAGCACCACAGGAAAUCAUCAGCUCGUGGAAAGAGCAUGGUUUCUCUUGUUUAAUAAUAGCAGCACCAGAGCUGGAUACUUGGAGCUUAGUUAAGGAGAUCUUUCCACUUAUGUCAAAUUCAGCUCCUUUUGCUAUUUAUCAUCAGUAUCUUCAGCCUCUUGCAACAUGCAUGCACAAUUUACAACUGGGAAAAAUGGCAAUUGGCAUGCAAAUUUCAGAACCUUGGCUACGUGAAUAUCAGGUACUUCCAUCAAGAACCCAUCCAUGCAUGCAGAUGAAUGCAUUCGGUGGUUACAUUCUUAGCGGGACCAAGAUAAGUCCCAACUGAUUCUACCUCUAAAAGAACUAAAUCACAAGGCGUGAAUUGCUGUUAUAUGGAUGUUCGUGAGCAAAACCCACUGCGUCCAAUAUGUACACUAGCUUUCAUUUUUGACUUAUCUAUAAACCUGCAAAUACUGCUUUUUUUCUCUUGCAGGGUUUGCAAUCUGUGGGUUGUGGCCCUUAUGUAUUUGUACGGCAAUUUUUUGGGCCUAAUGAGAAUAAUGAUGGUGCUCUGUUUUUCUUGCGAA
This is a messenger RNA of Prunus avium (sweet cherry), 1183 nucleotides long. The record is from RefSeq and is a predicted model, not a curated record. Lineage: Eukaryota; Viridiplantae; Streptophyta; Magnoliopsida; Rosales; Rosaceae.